AUGCCCUCCUACGCGCCGAUCUUGCUACAGCACAUCAACCUUACUGUACCAGAGGGUACUUUACCGCUCGCAAGCGAGUUCUACGGCGAGGUUAUUGGGUUUGGCGUUGACCCGGUUCCACAGUUACAAAAGCAUAUGCUGCUCUGGUUCAGAAUAGGCGAUGGUCCACAGCAGAUCCAUGUCGCCCAUACACACGAGACCUCACCGCCCAAUUCACAUCUCAGCAGACACCACCCCUGUUUCCGUCUCGCAUCGCCCGAAGCGCUUCUCGAGCUCCAGCAGAGGAUAUACGAGCACAGCAAGGGGGAGUCAAAGGCGAGGGCGGUGGAGUGUGAUGUGCCAGGGGGAGAGAAUUCCGGCUCCAAGGGAGUGGAGUACCCUACUCGUUUCUUCGCGCGGGACUUUGCGGGAAACAGGCUUGAGUUCUCAGUAUGA
Molecule: messenger RNA, 435 nt
Organism: Dioszegia hungarica
Lineage: Eukaryota; Fungi; Basidiomycota; Tremellomycetes; Tremellales; Bulleribasidiaceae
Exons: 4
Coding region: 1-435 (144 amino acids)
Source: RefSeq, a predicted model, not a curated record